AAGCGAGCCGUGUCUUCUGUCUCAUCCUUUCAACCCUGUUUUUCAGCAAGACGCACAAGAGACGCGUCCCGUCUGGAGAGUCUUCAUGGUUAUGAUUCUAUAAGGUUAAAGUGCUGCAGUGAUCCAGUGUAUUAUAGUCAUGCUUAUGGAAAUGGACAUUCAGAAUGAACCUCUUCAGUCCCAGAACACGGAAAAAGUGGACAAGACCUCUCACUCAUGUGGAGAGAGAGAACACAGAGGGGUGUUCAGGCUGGCUGUACUGUGUCUUGGUGUGAUGUGUGUCCUUCAGGCAACUCUCAAUAUCGCCCUGAGACUGUACUUGACUGACCUGGAACAGACCAUCUGUAAGAACCAAACUAAAGACAGUUACACCAGCCUGAUGGUGGAAAGAGAUCGGUUACAGAAGGAGAGACACGAACUCCAGAGGAGGCUUUCUGAACUGGAAGAAGCAAAACAGGAGGAAUGGAGCUGCUUUGGUUCCAGUCUUUAUUACAUCUCCACCAGGAAGACCUGGAAUGAGAGCAGACAGGACUGCAGACAGAGAGGAGCAGACCUGGUGAUCAUAAACAACAGAGAAGAACAGGAGUUUAUCACUAGUAAACUGGGCAGCAGUCGAGCUUGGAUUGGUCUGACUGACAGCAAAAUGGAGGGGGUCUGGAAAUGGGUGGACGGAUCAUCACUGACCACUGAGUUUUGGGCAUCUGGGGAGCCCAACAGCUUGGGAAAUGAAGACUGUGCUGUAAUUGGCCAUGACAUUGGUGUUUUAAGGACCUGGGCUGAUUUUCCCUGUCGUGAUCUGUUGGUUUGGGUCUGUGAGAGACCUUUAAAUUGAGGCUGUGCAGGAGAACAGACUAGUUUACAGGUGCACUUUGAAGAAUCAUUUAAAAAUGUUUGACGUAGAGUUUAAAUUGAACUCCACAUCUCUUGGUAUUCCUCUUUUCAAUUUGACCUGUGUCAUUAUUUUAUUGUCUUAUAUGAUUUUAAAUUAAUACUCAUAAUUUCUUCUAUUACUGUUAAGCUUCAGCAGCUGUAUGUAAAGCACUUUG
Molecule: messenger RNA, 1046 nt
Organism: Pygocentrus nattereri (red-bellied piranha)
Lineage: Eukaryota; Metazoa; Chordata; Actinopteri; Characiformes; Serrasalmidae
Product: hepatic lectin-like
Exons: 7
Coding region: 140-832 (230 amino acids)
Biological process (GO): biological process involved in interspecies interaction between organisms
Cellular component (GO): external side of plasma membrane
Molecular function (GO): D-mannose binding; fucose binding
Source: RefSeq, a predicted model, not a curated record